GGCCGCCGGCCCUUUAAACCUGCAGGGCCACUCGGAGGGCCGCAGCCGGGGACGGCGCCAAGCGGGGGCCGAGCAGUGCGCAGCGGCGGCAGGGCACUCCGGGGAGCCCAGCUCCCUCAGGCGACGGAGGCUGACUCCCUGUCCAGAUGUUAUGGCCCCGCCUGAGUCCCUGAGCAGGCCCGCGGCAUUUGGGUGGGACGCGGAGGCUCCGGGUGGAUGCCAGAGAGUGGCCCACAAAGUGUGGGCGCUCCGAACCCAGGCGGGAGCUAGGAAUCAGGCCCGGGGCAGUUGAUGGUUUUGACGAAGUAUCUUAAGGUAGCUGGGCCCGCCCCCUCUUCCCCACCUACCUCUUGCCAUCCCCCCCACACCACCACCACCCUGGCUUCCCUCCCUCAUGACCGCCUGGAUCCUCCUUCCUGUCAGCUUGUCAGCAUUCUCCAUCACUGGCCUAUGGACUGUGUACGCCAUGGCCGUGAUGAACCGCCACGUGUGCCCCGUGGAGAACUGGUCCUACAACGAGUCCUGCUCUCCUGACCCCGCUGAGCAAGGGGGCCCCAAGACCUGCUGCACCCUGGAUGAUGUCCCCCUCAUCAGCAAGUGCGGCACAUAUCCCCCGGAGAGUUGCCUCUUCAGCCUCAUUGGCAACGUGGGUGCUUUCAUGGUGGCUCUGAUCUGCCUCCUGCUCUACGGGCAGUUCCUGGAACAGAGUCGUCAUUCCUGGAUUAACACCACAACACUCAUCACAGGCUGCACCAACGCUGCAGGCCUUGUGGUGGUCGGCAACUUCCAGGUGGAUCAUGCAAAGUCUCUGCACUACAUCGGAGCUGGUGUGGCCUUCCCCGCCGGGCUGCUAUUUGUCUGCCUGCACUGUGUCCUCUCCUACCAUGGGGCCACCGCCCCCCAGGACCUGGCUAUGGCCUACCUGCGGAUUGUGCUGGCAGCCAUCGCCUUUGUCACCCUGAUCCUCAGUGGUGUCUUCUUCAUCCAUGAGAGUUCACAGCUGCAGCACGGGGCAGCCCUGUGCGAGUGGGUGUUUGUCAUCGACAUCCUUGUUUUCUAUGGCACCUUCUGCUAUGAGUUUGGGGCAGUCUCCUCAGAGACACUGGUGGCUGCACUGCAGCCAGCCCCUGGCCGGGCCUGCAAGUCCUCGGGGAACAGUAGCACCUCUACUCACCUCAACUGUGCCCCUGAGAGUGUCGCCAUGAUCUGAAGGUCUGGGGAGGGUGGCUGGCCCGGCUUCUGCUGCUCCCCACCCCAUGUCUUCUUUGCAUUUAUUUUGUACCAAAAACAAUUUUGAGAAAGUAUUCUGUUGGGAUACAGGCUUCCUCACUGCUGGAGGAAUGGCCAUCCCACACCCACCUGUGCCAUAGAGGAGCAGGCCCUGGCAGCUGCCUGAGCUGCACAUGACCCGCUCCCCACUCUGCAGUGUUAUGUUUAAAGGUCACAUAUCCUCAGUCACCCAGCCAGCCCUUCAGGUGCCUUCUAUUCCCCAGUGCCGAGGCCAGACCGCUGGGGUUUCCUGCUGCAGGAAUUGGGGGCUGGGAACAGCAAGAGGGAUAGAAGUUGGGGAGGGGAGGGUGAGCACUCCUUAGUGUGUGGGAAGGUCCACUGAACUGCACUGGGAUUCUUCACUCUGCCCCUUACUUUCUUUAGGGCAAAUAACACAGCAGAACCAUGUGGGUACUUUAGUACUUUUUUAU
Rhinolophus ferrumequinum (greater horseshoe bat) is the source of this 1700-nucleotide messenger RNA. It is a transcript of the gene TMEM150A, whose product is annotated as transmembrane protein 150A. Gene Ontology annotation, biological process: protein localization to plasma membrane. The transcript has 9 exons. Bases 395 to 1210 code for a protein of 271 amino acids. The record is from RefSeq and is a predicted model, not a curated record. Lineage: Eukaryota; Metazoa; Chordata; Mammalia; Chiroptera; Rhinolophidae.